Messenger RNA from Trichoderma harzianum CBS 226.95, 1506 nucleotides. RefSeq lists its product as hypothetical. Lineage: Eukaryota; Fungi; Ascomycota; Sordariomycetes; Hypocreales; Hypocreaceae. The coding region runs from base 1 to 1506 and encodes 501 amino acids. The record is from RefSeq and is a predicted model, not a curated record. The transcript has 3 exons.
AUGCGUGAGAGCGUAUACAUGCGUGUCCACGUGUACAUACUCGUCAUUUACUUUAGUAUCUGGUUGCACAGGCCAACUUUGCGUGACAAAUCAGACUUGUACUAUAUGCUCCCUGGUUGGAUCUUGUUUUUCGUGCCGAGCCGAUUUUUCGACUGCUCAGUGUCUGGUUGCGAAAGGCCAAGUGUCAGAGCAAACGGUGGUUGCGACAGCUGUAGUCGCCAUUUAUGCCUCGCCCACUUGUCUCCUUGUCUUCAUACGUGUGACGAGGUCUUGGAUGAUGCAACUUAUGAGUCCCAAAUUACCGCCGAGAUCAAUCGUCUCCGAUCUCUGAUCAACGACGUGGCCGUAUGUCAACUUGCAUCCAGGCUCAAUGGCGGUACAAAUUGCAAAAUUGAACACUCGUCCAAAGUUGGACCGAGCGCCCUCAUGGGAAGCGCCAACUAUCAUGCCUGUAUACGCUUCCAAGACGGCUCCCCCUCGUGGCUCCUCCGAGUUCCUCGAGUGACGAGCUGUGCCGUUGGUCUUCCCAUCACAUUGGCGGAUUAUCUGAUAGCCAGCGAGUAUGCAACAUUGAAGUUUCUCGAAGCCACUUCAGUGCCAGCUCCUCGAGCUUUCAGCUACGGCGUAUGCAGCAAUGGGACAGACCAUGGCGUCGGCGUGGCUUUCCUUCUUAUGGAAGAGCUACCAGGAAGACCCUGGGCAGGCGAAGGCGUGGCGGGUACAAUGGCCACUGACGAAGAAAAGGUAAGGAUUUGGAGUGAACUUGCAGACAUCCUGGCUGAGUUAGAACGUCACCCUUUUCCUAAAGCUGGAUCAUUGUGCUUCCAGUCAUCUAAUGUCGAAGUUUCGGCUGUAGCGAGCGACAGAUUCGGCGUACUCACUCCUUAUGGCCCAUUUCAUAAUUCUGCAGCAUAUUAUACUGCCUUUGCUGAGCAGUACUUGGAGCUGAUUGCAGACGGCCAACUCUACACUGAGUUUCCAGUUGACGCGUACCUAGUGUACCGCUUUCUGAAAGACAAUGUAUCACAGAUAGCCGAACAAGGGGGAGAAACGAAGUCUCCAGAGAAAUUCUUUUUAAAGCACGUUGACGAUAAAGGCGACCAUUUACUUGUCGACGACGACCUCCACAUCACGGGUAUCAUUGACUGGCAGAUGGCACGUGUUGUGCCACGACGGGAAGCCUUUGGCCCGUCGCUUGUGACUGCCGACAUGGAUGCGUUAUGUACCGGUAAGGUUUCGUUCAGUGCCGAUGAUAUUGCCUUAGCGGAUACUCUGCAGCAAAAGGGCCGCUCUUCAAUGACUAGCUGCGUGGUCGACGAGAAAGCCAGGAGGUUUUUCUGGGGCCUGGCCUUGGAAUCCGAAUGGUCGGAUGCCUUCCCGCUGGCAACGGCGAUACUAGAAGCUUUUGGGAUCCGACAAGAUUGGGCACAGUGGAGGGAGAUGGAACUGAAGGAAUACGAGAGUGAUGAGCGUCUAAAGGGCCUUGUUCAGCAUUGUCGUCCCUGA